Molecule: messenger RNA, 2328 nt
Organism: Beauveria bassiana ARSEF 2860
Lineage: Eukaryota; Fungi; Ascomycota; Sordariomycetes; Hypocreales; Cordycipitaceae
Product: fungal specific transcription factor
Exons: 5
Coding region: 1-2328 (775 amino acids)
Biological process (GO): positive regulation of transcription by RNA polymerase II; DNA-templated transcription
Molecular function (GO): zinc ion binding; DNA-binding transcription factor activity, RNA polymerase II-specific; sequence-specific DNA binding
Source: RefSeq, a predicted model, not a curated record
AUGCCCCGCAGUAGCUUCUCUCGCAACCCCCUCCUAAGGGUUUCUCGCCCAGUGUCGGCUUGUUCGCGAUGUCGAUCGGCCAAAGUCAAGUGCGAUGGAAAACUUCCAGCAUGUACGGCUUGCGAAAAAGCCGGCAGAGAAAGCGAAUGCUCUGCCGCCAACGACCAGUUUGCCAGAGGCAAGGAGAGAAGUUACGUAGCCGCGCUCGAAUUGCGCAUCGAGAAACUCGAGCGCCGUCUCCAAUUUGCCAAGUCGCGCAAAGCCUCUGUGGCUAACCACGAACACGAGGGUCCCUUCCCGAACGACAUGAAUCGCAAAGACUCUUUAACUCUUAUCAAGGCUGCCAUCCACCGUAAGGCAGCCAGGACUCGCGAAAACUCGGAUGUCAAUUCUCUUGUGUCUGAUUUCGGCUACAUGUCUGUCAAUGCCGUCGCGCGAGACUUUGAGCCCGAAGCAUUCAACGUGACGUUUGCCGGCCUCGUUCUCACAGCGACAAUGAACAACGCGCUUCCCGCGUCGACAGAGCCAGACCUUCCUCCGAAACAGGUCACACAUUCGAUUAUGCAAUACUUCAUGACACACAUCUACACGCUAUUUCCGUGCUUCUCCGAGACGGCGCUCUUGACCGUCAUUAGCGAUCUCUACCAAGAGGAUCACCGUGUGAUACGCGAUUCCGACUACUGGCUCAUGUACAUGGUUCUUGCGAUAGGAUAUACUGCCCAGAGUCAGCAGGUCAACGACACAAACUACGAGUGCGGAGUUGAAUACGUUGUCAAGGCUCUAAAAUACGCAGAUCAGGCUCUCGCUCCGGGCACUGGUACGCAGAUCCAGUCCCUGUUGCUUCUAACGAUAUACUCCCUGCUCGACCCGGCUCAUUUCGAUAGCUGGCAUCUUCUUGGCUUUACUGCCAGAGCCUGCGUCGACUUGGGCUUCCAUCAAGACCCCCCUACGUCUUCUUCCUCUGAUCGUACGGCGCUUGAUAUCCGCCGACGAAUCUUUUACUCCGUGUACGCUCUGGACCGCGCCAUUAGUAUGGUACACGCGCGCACCUUUUCAUUCACCGACGACUCCAUCAAUGUGGCCUUUCCUGCCAGUAUAUCACUGCGAAAGCAAUCUCUUUCAUCUGGUCCCAUUGCGGCUCCCCAAUCCACGGAUCCCGCCUUGUUGCUCUUCCAGCUUCGCCGCGCCCAGUCAUAUUGGUACCAAGAACUAUAUCAGUCGGAUACAACACCGCUUACCGAUCCCACCACGUUCUUGUGGCAAAUGUGUCUCGACAUGCGCGAAUGGGGCGAAAGUCUACCCGAUUCCCUGCCUCCUGGGAUCCGCCGCAUGUUUGAGCAGGAGCUGCGAUAUAGCUAUGUGUACUGCAUAGCCCCGUCAGUCCGCGCGCCGCAGAUUACAGACUACUCCCGCACUCUCAUUUUUGAGUACUCACUCGAAUAUCUCAACAUUAUGCUUGAAAUUUCCCGCACAGGACUCAAUAGCGCGUUUUACACAUAUCACGAUGCCCUGAAGGUGUAUUUUAUGGGAAAUCAGCUUCUGGCCGUGCUACGUGACGCCGAGGAGGUGCUCCUGUCCGGACGACCUGUGCCUCCGCCUCCACUUCCGCUGGGUUGCCCGCCCGCGCCGCCGAUCCCCCGACGCACCGCCCUGCCCACCAACGAUGCCAACGAUGCGCUGGAACGCAGUCUAUGGUGUCUGGAGCGGGUGCAUGAGACUUUGACCAAGUACAGCGAGCGGUGGGAGGAUGCAACAAUGCUCAGAGAUAGCUUCCAGCAAAUAUCCGCUGACACGCUGCGACGCCUCCACGAGCUCCGUGCGCUGCGCGGCAUCCCGCCGCAGCCUCGCCACUCGCCACACCAGCAGCAUCAACAUCAUUCGCAGCACCAGUAUUCACAUCAGCACCAGCACCAGCACCAGCAAGAUCAACAGCACCAACAGCAUCAACAGCAUCAGCAACACCAACACCAUCAGCAACACCAACACCAUCAGCAACACCAACACCAACAGUAUCAGCAACAUCAACAGCACCAACAGCACCAACAGCACCAGCGGCCCCAACACUCACCACUUCAGCAGCCUCAACAUCAUGCGCAGCAGCAGCAGCACACCCAGCAACAGCACCACCAGCAACAGCAACAGCAACAGCAACUGCCACCGCAGCAGCAUAACCAAUAUCCUAACGGAGUAUCAAUUGCCCAACUCUCGUCGGCGCAGCAGUCGCAGCAGUCACAGCAGUCACAGCAGCAGCAGCAGCAGCAGCAGCAGCCGUGGGUAGGUGUCAAUGUGUCGCAGUUGAUGCACGGAGGGCCGCAUCGGCCUCAGUGA